CAAACAUCCGUGUGCGCGCUGGCGGCUCGAAAUUAGUGCAUGCAGCAGAAGGAAAUUCAAAACGAACAAGGCCGAGCCGCGGGAGCCGAUGGAACAGGAGGGGGAGAGGAGGCCAGCGCGCUCCAGGAGGCCUGACAUGGCGCUGUACGUCCCCAAGAGGCGGCAGGGAGAGGGGGAGCCCGCGAAGGAAGCCCACCCCAGCGAGGUGGCCAGCAGGCAGACUCGGGGCGAGGCAAGGGGCAGACUCCAGGACCCGGGCGAGGUGGGCAGGAGGUCCAGACAGUGUAAGGAGAAAGGGAAGAAGGGGAAUGCACGAGCCAGAAGGGACCGGGAAGGAGGGAGCAAGGUGCCUGAUGGGGGGGUAGCAGACGGAGAUUCCAGUUUCAAGGAUGGCAUAGGGAAGCCAGAGAAGACGAGAGAUGAUGAACGGCUGGAGCCUGAAGAGAAGGAACAGGGCGAUGCUGUGGAGAAUGACCAAUUUCAGGAGCUCUGCGAUUCCCUAACGAGAAUGGGAGACGGAGACCCUGCUGUAAGAGGACCUGGUGUCUUCCGCACAGAUCUGGAAAACGUGACUGGUAGCCCUAGCUUAGCAACAGCCUGUCCUCCUAACCCACUUCCCACCAAAGGAGAGGCACAGCCCGAGGAUGAGGAACUGGACAAAGGGGGGAUCACGCAGGGCUCCGAGACUGCCUUGCAGAACAUACAGUGGCCUGCUUCAGACAGGCCUGUCAGCCAGGUGCCAGAGAUGGCAGUGAGAGGAGACGAGAACAAGGAAGAUGCUGGUUCUCUCAGUCCAGGAGAGACAGCAGAGCAGGAAGAGGACAGCUGGGACGUCCUUUUCAAUGAUGAUGGGGACUGCCUGGACCCUCACCUGCUAGAGGAGAUCUCACAAAAACAAGGGAAAGUGAAGAAAUCCAUCCAGGAGCCACAAUUCAAUUAUUACAGCGGGCCUGUGGAGCCGCAGCUGGACCUCAGCGAGGAUGAGCUGUCUCAUAUUGUGGAGAUCUAUGACUUCCCUGCAGAGUUCAAGACGGAGGACCUGCUCCGGUCUUUCCACUCCUACCAGCAGAAAGGCUUUGACAUUCAGUGGGUGGAUGACACUCAUGCACUGGGACUCUUCUCCAGCCCAAUAGCAGCAAAAGAUGCCUUAAGGUCCAGACACCCCAUGAUGAAGGUUCGUCCUCUCUCCCAGGCUUCCUCAGCCUCAAAAGCAAAGGCCCGCGGAUGUUCAGACUCCCUCCUGCCCGCGAAGGAGCGUCCCCAGACCAGCGCAGCCCUGGCCCGCAGGCUGGUGAUAGGGGCACUGGGUGUGAGGAGCCCUCAGAGCAGAGAGGAGAGAGAAGCAGAGAAGAGGAAACUGCAAGAAGCUCGUGAACAAAAGCGCUUGGCAGCAAAACAACGUGAGGAUGCUUGGGAGGGAAAAUGAUAAGCCUGACAGUGAAGAAUGAGCUGUUAGUGGGAUGUGUCGUUUCUUCUCGAGGGUGUGAAUGGCAGAAUGUGUUCAUUACCGAACGGUGAAGUCUCAGGUCUCUGCCUUCUGAUAAAUACAUACCCCAGAGCUGUCCAGUCAGACCACACCGUGACACCCAGCUCUGUCCGUCUUGGUGUGUAAGUCCCUUGCCAUCUUUUGCUCUGUCUCAGCUCCAGCAGUAAAUCCCUUUUCUCUGUGAGCCUUCUGUGGGUUCUGAAAACUAUACAAUUACUAAGGAUUCUGCUAGACUCACAGCAGAUUAUUCUGUGGAGAGCUGGCAAGCUCCUCUUAUGUGUUGCUAAAUUCCUUUCUGUUUUACAGUUUACAGUUAACUGACAGAAUUUUACCCUUUUCUGGUCUUAAUAGGCAUUCCAAGGAAUGAACCACCUAUUGUACCUUUAUGUGUUCAACCAUAAGUGUGUGCUCUUCAAUACUCUGACAUCCUGUGCUUGAAACCUGCUAAUGCUGAACAUCAAGAUGUGUCUAGAUGCAUCAGUCUUCAUGGGUGCUUGACAUCAGUGCAGAACUUGCCACACAAUCCCUGCCAGUUGACACAAAGCAGUUGUUACUUAGAGCUGCAGUCAUUUUGGUGUUCAUGCUGUAUCUGUACAAAAGACUUUGCACUUAUAUCAUGAUCUGUUCUGUAGUGUCUUGCAGGUACUCACCUUUCUUCAGCUUGGCACCUUGUGAAUCCUUCUAUACAGCCCCAGAGUAGAGAGCAUCAGGGUGCAAAGGUUUCAAUCCUGUACAGUGAGAAAUUUCCCCAUCCCAUCCCAUAACAGUAUUUGUAUUUCCAAUCCUGUCUCAUCCUGUACAUCCAUUACAGGAUGUAAUGCUAUUUUUAAAGAAAUCACAUUUCUUUCCGUCUCAUGACAUACCGAGAACACUAUUUGGAGGUACAGUAGUAUUAGAUUCAAAAGUUAGGUUUCUAGUUUAUACAAGCUGCAAAUACCUUGUGUAAACACAUUCUUAGCCUGUUUUGACAAAUGUUUCUGUGCAGAAUCAUCUUAAAAUAAGUUGCAUCCACAAAACCUCAGUUCAAACCCUGUUAUUCAACAUAUAUUUAUUUCAGUGUAGUGUCUCUGUUGUAAACUUAAAUCACCUCCCUUUAAAGAAGCACUGCUCUCAAUUUUUCAAGAAUGAGAUCAUUUAAGAAUGUACAUUUAAUGAUACUCAAAAUUAUAUAUUUUCAAAAUGUUAGAAUUUUAUAUGUAUUCUAAGAUAUAAAACAUAAAAUUACCUUUAAUACUUGUUUCUUAAAGCCUGUUCUCAAUCAGGGGAUAAUUCUGCUGACUGUAGCUCACCUGUACUUUGACCCAGUGCCAGUCAGCCAGAAGUCUCAGGCAUACAUUUCUAGCACAUUUUGAAAUAUUUAGGGCUGAUUUGAGGUUGUUUGAUUUUCAAGUGAAUAAUUUGAAAAUACGGCCAUAUAUUUUGCUAUCUGAAGAUGUGCAGCACAUUUUUCUUAAGGCCAUUCGUCCUUGUCACAGUUUUCAAUUUAAAUUUGGUUUAGCAUGUGUUGCAUGCAGUGCACUCCCAUUUCCUGAAUCUACUGAUAGCUGCCUAAAUGUUUCCAAUACCCCACAAUGCCACUUGACUGUUACUUUUCAUUGGGUUAAGCUUUUCUUAUCUCUGGUCACACCCACCUUUUACAAUUUGAAGUUAUGUUCUGAAACCAUUACCCUUUGAAUUACCACAAAACACCUGGCAUUAUUUUAUUGAUUAAAUCUCUUUUACUUGGUUAAAAAUGAUGACACAGAAUAUUGAUUGGCGUAAAGAAAAAACAUUUGCAGACUGACUGUUCAUUACUAAUAGUAUGCAUGUCCUUUCUGUAUCAUUCCAUCAUGGAAGGAUGUGUCCCAUUCUUGCCUGUCCCAAGAAUUAAUCUUUUUUUUCUUUUCCAUUCCUACAGUAUGUAUAUCAUGCUUGUACUGUGGCUAUCUCAUGCUAAUGUUGCCCUCUACCCUAGUGCCUUCCUGAAUAGAUCCCUCGUUUGGCCUAUCUUCAGCUUUCUGUCAUCCCAGUGUCACAUACAGACCACAUCAGAGUUGUGUAUUCACUCUAUGGUGUGUGCCGACUGCUCCUGCUUCUGUGGUGGUCCCAAGAGUUCAGAUGACAGCAGUAGGUUGCCACACAUCAGCUCAAUGUGGGCUCAUAUCUCUAAAAAACACAGGUUGCCUUCACCCAUUUCUCUGCUCUCAUUGGGCUUAUUGGUGUAUUCCUCCUGUGCAUCUCCAGGUACACCCAAGAAGCAGCAUAGACUCAGUGCCAACCACCCCCCAGCCUCACUUGCAGUAGGUCUGUGGCACAGCUCUGCACCCAGUCACCUCCCUAUCACCUUCCAAUGGUAAUGAAGGAGCACUAUUUCAUAUCCAUGUCCCUUCUGCAGCAACACUGAGACCUAGUUUGGCCUACCAGGCGGAAGCUGCCCAGGCAGAGUGCCAAUUGGACACCUUUAGCAUAUGUGCGCCGCAGAAGGCAGAGACAAGGCCCUUACCCUUCAGUAAAUGCUACAUGCACUUCCCCAAUGACUAACGCUUCUGCCAUUGGGAAUUGAAUUUGGAAACGUUGUUUUUAUUUCACCAGACAUAUGAAUGUCCAAAGAAACUUGAUUUCCCGUUUUGUGCUGUGGCGUUGCAAAAGACACUUUCCAAAACAUAAUUUAACGACGUUCAGGUGUGUCUUUUAGGAAGAUGGCAAGUAUAUGCCAAGGCCCUGCACUGUGAACAACUGUGACCUGGAUAAACUGAACACCCAAUGCCACUCUUAAGAUAUAGAUGAGCUUUUGUAGAGUUGUGGUCUUUUUUUGGCCAGAUUCUUUUCAUGCAACAACAGUGGCAGUUUUAAUAUUGUUUUGUAUGGUAAUUUUAUAUUUGUAUGUGUAUAUGUAGUUUUAACUGUGUAACUGGGUAUUUGAAGUGUCCUCUUUUUAAAAUGUUUCAGCUGUAAAUGACUAUUGAUAUUGUUAGUCAAAAGGACUAUUGUUAUGCAUUAUAAUACCUGUAAAUUUUAAUAAAAUUGUGAAUUAAAUCUUAGCACAGCCCAUUAAAAAUGUGCAGCCUUCCUCUUAACUAAGAUACUGUGGAUCUGCAAUUGCUUUUGGAUUUCUGGAACUUGGUGAACAGAUUCAAGAGUUGUGUUUUUUACCUUCUGUACUUAAAUUUGGCACUCUUACUUAAAACCCAUUAAAUAUUUUUUUAUUCCUUUGUAAUUACCUGCUUCGAAAUUCUUAAUGUGAGUUCUGCUGAUAAUCUUGCUAUUUUUCCUUGCCAAAAUCUUACCAGGAACAUUUUUAGUAAAGGCCAUGAGUGAUCUCCAAAACAAACAGUUUUGCUUACACACAUGGUAAAGAGUACCAUUAACUCACAAACCCAUAAUAUAACAGCUUACUGUUGAUGUGUCAAGCUCUUAAUUGAAAUGACAAUUUCAUUAUUGAAAUUGUCAAGGCGCUGCUGUAAUUCAGUGUGUGUUUAGCACUGCUUUGUCUUUUGACUUACAUGCUUCUUUUCAAUGAAUCAGUCACAGUUUAUCAUGAGAUGGUGUCCACUGCUUGGUGCUGACACCAGUUAUGCGUCAGUUGUCCUUGGUGUGGUGAACUGCGGGUUACUGCAUGCCCCACGGCAGAGGGUGAACAUUUAGGGACAAAUGGCAGCUCUGUGCUAUGCAGUGAGAAGUGCGAUCCAGUCUGGGAGUUGGCACAGAGCUGUCAUUCACAACUGCUCAUAACCUCACACAGUGGCCAUUGUGGGAACUUGGUCUCCAGAGAGGUGGGGGUGUGGAAUGAUCUGGCCUCCAAAUAAACACGUGUCCACAAGCAGGAUGUAGUCCUCCUGGGAUAAAAAGGAAACAGGGUGACUGGUUGUUUUCUGACGCGUACAUAGUUACAUUCUGAUGUUAGUUAAAAAGCCGUGAAGUUUGAAAAAUGCAGCUAGGUAUUUAGUGAGUCAGGUGUCUGACUUUUAAGUGUGCUUUCUUGUUGUUUUUCUUAGUUUUUUCAAAGUUAUUUUUCUUUUUAUAGAAGGAAAAAAAAACGUUUUCUCAGGAAAGCCACAAAUGAAAAGACCUUUUUUGAGACAGAAGGUGAACGCGGAGGGUCAUUUCAAAGGGAUAUAGCAUUCCAGAUAGGCAUCAAAUUAUUAGCCAAAAGAUCUAAAAUUUCGAAUUAAUAAGUCUCUCAAGUCUGUCCAAAGUUGUCUUUGAGAUCUGUUUGAAUUAGUUCUGGGUGUUUCCAUAGUCUGACUUUGGCUUUAGAAUUUGGUGUUUGUCUCACACCGUAGACACAUAUCCACAUCUUAACUUGAGAUUUGCUUGAGAUAUCAAUACUUCACAGAAAGUUGUCAUAAGAUAUUUUAGGCUUUAAUAUAUGUUUCAUCUCUUUUUUUUUCCCCAUACAUCUAAUUUAGAACUUCUGUUUCUUUGUUGUUGCUUAAAGAUUGCAAAGAUUUAGCACUUGACUGGAAACUGGUUCAGGAAAUUGUUUCCUGUAAUAAAACCUAGUAUUUCUUCUUGAUUUUUAUUUUCAAAAAUUCUGUGGUGUUUAAGAUGAUUAAAGCUCAAGGAACUA
Lepisosteus oculatus (spotted gar) is the source of this 6035-nucleotide messenger RNA. It is a transcript of the gene r3hcc1l, whose product is annotated as R3H domain and coiled-coil containing 1-like. The record is from RefSeq and is a predicted model, not a curated record. NCBI's taxonomy places the organism in Eukaryota, Metazoa, Chordata, Actinopteri, Semionotiformes, Lepisosteidae.